Schistosoma rodhaini is the source of this 324-nucleotide messenger RNA. The record is from the annotation of a GenBank genome assembly. Lineage: Eukaryota; Metazoa; Platyhelminthes; Trematoda; Strigeidida; Schistosomatidae.
AUGCAUUCCACUUCUGGUUGGUGUUACAUACUACUUAUGGCUUUCCACAUAGCACAAACAGAAGAUCAAUACCGUCGAUGCUAUGGACUCUGUUAUGAUGAUUCAAAUCUAGGUGAACCGAAAUGUCAACAAUAUUGUAAUUCUGUUUCCCAUCGACGCGAACUGUGUGACGAAGUUUGCAAGUCAAAUGAUGGUGGACCAUAUCCUAUUUGUUUGUAUAACUGUGAUUGGAAGAAUCGAGAUAAACGUCGUCAAGGAGAGGGUUUGCCAGGAUAUAACAAGUGUAAAGAAAGUUGUAAAAAUACACCGAAGGAUUGCGUUUAG